This is a messenger RNA of Endocarpon pusillum Z07020, 1530 nucleotides long. RefSeq lists its product as uncharacterized. Lineage: Eukaryota; Fungi; Ascomycota; Eurotiomycetes; Verrucariales; Verrucariaceae. Bases 1 to 1530 code for a protein of 509 amino acids. The transcript has 3 exons. The record is from RefSeq and is a predicted model, not a curated record.
AUGGUGGACUAUCGCUCCUCAAGGUUGUCGCUUUUCCACCUCCUCCUCCUCCUCCUCGUCUCUCUGAGCUCGCUGUCCUCCUCCAUCCACGUUACACCCUCUUCACCUUGUCGGUCAGUAUGCACAGCUUCGUCGCUUCGCACAACCGCGGACGACUUCGUCUGCUCCGACAAAGACUUCGCCGCUACAACCAACGGCACACGUUUUCAGGAUUGUGUUGAGUGUGAGCUUGGAAGCACUGCGCGCUACGGUGUAAUGUCUGCUUGCACUUACAUCAGCAUAGAUAACCUGCGAUUUGCCCUCUCAACUUGUGUAUUUGGAGUCCCCGUAGAGAAGGAGUCAAUCAGCACACCCUGCCAGGUCACAUGCGACCCUCUUGGAGCGGCCAUCAGUCACAACCUCGAGACAAAUGCCACGGUUGAAGACCUAUCCUACUGCAAUAUCCCUAGCUUUAAGAAUACGGCGGGCAUCAACCGAUGCGCAGAAUGCUAUGGCCGAAUGAACGGCGAGGCUUUCAUGGCAAACUUCCUCCAAGUCCUCCAUAUAGCCUGCUUACAGCCGCCUCGGCCUUCUCAACCGUUUCCUGUGGCCGCAAACACGAUCUUCAAUUCGACCCCUAUUGCUACACCGACUCCUAGCUCAACUGCUGUCCCAGGUCCGAGCAAACCCGCAAAUCUUGCUCUCAUGAUCUCCCUUCCUGUUGUUUUUGGUGUUCUCAUCCUUGGCAGCAUUGUUGCCUGCUGUUUCUACUCAGCCCGACACCGCCGUCGUAUCAUGGCCGAGCGGAACGGCAUGAGAAGGAUCCAAGAUAAACACUCUCCCACAUUCCCACCCCAUCACCAGCACUAUCAUCAGAAUGAGAUGCAGGCCCAAAGCCCACAAGGGUUUGAAUCCGCUCCAGUGCCCGAACCAGUUUACUAUUCACCCAUCUCCGACCAAAAAGAGAAUCCCUACGUCCAACCACAAGGACCAACCUCACCCCUACCACCCUUUCAGCAGCCCCAAUUCCCCAUGUACAAAUCCUACUCCCCAGCCGACUACGCCCACCAGAACCCCUCUCCUGCUCGUCCCUCAAUCGACACCAGCCAAAUCGGCCCUGGGCCAAACCAACAAAAAGUCUCCAACCUCCAUGAUCAAUACUUUCCACUUCCUCCUCCACCACCGGCACCACCGCAGCUGGAGAUGCAGCCACCACCACCACUGCCAUCGAUACCGCAGGAGGGAGUGGAGUCUCUAAGACAGCAUCAUAUGAAAACGCCGAGUCUGGCAAUGCCGAUGCCGAGGUCGAAGAAGAGUUUAGAUAUACAGGGCCGAACACAGGAGCAGCAGCGGCAGCGAACAGGAGUGGGGGGAAUUGGUGAAAGUGGUGAUAGGGAUGCGAUACCGCUACAGGAUUAUGGCAGGCCUAGCGGGAACGAAGAGUGGACGACAGGGGAUGAUGGAGUAGAAAGCCCACAGGUAUUUGUAUAUGAUGCAGUGAAUGAUCGGUAUGUCAAGGAGAGUCCGAGGGAGCGAACGCCAACGCGCUAG